CUGAGAUCGGUUACCCUUAACGUUCGACAUGCUUAUAACGUUUUUUGCACGAUUGAUACCAUUAUAAAUUAUAAAAUUAAACAUUUUCGUCAUAUUGACUAGUUUCAUUCAUUUUAUCAAGAUAUAUACUUUGGUUGUUAGGUAGUAACUAGGGUGCAUAACAACAAUGGAGAAUUGAGUUUUUAUUUAGUUGACAAUAAUUUUAAGUACAAUUUUGAUUAUUAUAAAUUAAAAUAUGAGCGAAAGUGAAUUUGAAGAAAUUGAACGGGCUUGGGAAGAAGGGUGUUCCGCAAUUAUUCCCGAAAAAUCCAAAAUCCGUUAUCAAAAUACCUACCAAAGUUUUAAAAAAUGGUGCGAAGGCAAGAAUUUAAGAAUCGAAGAAAAGACUCUAUUGGCAUAUUUCGUUCAAAGACAUAUGCAGUUGAAAGCUCCUGGAAGCCUCUGGGCAGAAUAUUCAAUGAUUAAAUCCACCGUUUUUCUUUAUGAUGGCAUUGAUAUUUCCAAGUUUUCAACUUUGAUUGCGUAUUUGAAGAGAAAAAAUGUUGGCUAUAGGCCUAAGAAAGCGAGCAUUUUUACACGGGAGCAAUUUGAAAAAUUUCUGAUGGAAGCACCGGAUGAAGAAUUUCUAGUUCACAAAUAAUUUAACAAAUUGUACCAUAAGUUUCAAUAUUAAUAAAUAAUUCGUUAGUUUUCUUUAUUCUUUCAAAAAAUAAAUUAAAAUUAAGAGAUUUUUUAACUCGACAGUAAGUGAAUUACUUACCGUCGAGUUGGAGUACUUACCGUCGAGUUGGAUUACUUA
Messenger RNA from Diabrotica virgifera virgifera (western corn rootworm), 799 nucleotides. RefSeq lists its product as uncharacterized. The transcript is spliced from 2 exons. NCBI's taxonomy places the organism in Eukaryota, Metazoa, Arthropoda, Insecta, Coleoptera, Chrysomelidae. The record is from RefSeq and is a predicted model, not a curated record. Bases 236 to 640 code for a protein of 134 amino acids.